GCCUAAUGCUAUCAGACUUACUGAAUUUGCUAUGAAUAGGCCUACAUUAGCCUACAAUUUACAGCUGCGUGACCGUUCAUUAUUCCCUGGCUGGACUUUAAUUUGCUAUGGCAUAUGAAUGUUCUGAACAUUGUAGCCUAGUCUUGGCACCUCACAUGGCAACUGUUCAGAUCAAAUUAUUAUCAGAGACAUAUAACUGUAAUUUUCUACAGGCUAUAGUAGGCUAAAUAAUCUAAUCAUGUUAGAUGAAACACCGACAUGGCACAUGGCGUUGGGUUUUAGGGAGUGUCAAAGGUGUUCAUUCUGAAUUACAUCAUAAAUGUUCAUGUUAGGACAUGGAUUAGACGUUGUAGUAGCCUAUAGGCCUACUUCAAUUUAUGUUUUGGCUCUUAACUUUUGAACAGAAAUAUUUUAAACUUGACGGUGGCUAUUAAAACUCGUACAAGGUGAUUUAGAUGCAACACACUUGACUCUCCAUGGUGCUCGCAUUAGUGCAUCUCCUAAACUCUAAACGAUUUCUUCAUAGCCUAGGCUACUGAAAAUACUUUUUCUAGCUGUUGAUUAACCAGCGCCGCCCUUCCGAAGAAACGAAACUUCCGCUGGCAUAAGGUGGAAUCGAUGCAGAAAUAUAAAGACGGACCUUAAUUUUAGACUGUCACCAUACCUUAGAAGUCGUCUAUUAUCUGCUGCUAACCCGAGACCGAGGAGACUGAGAACAACCAACGACAAAAAAAGAGAACAAUGGCUGUACAGGUAACCACAACGAGGAUGGUCCAUACUUCAAGCGCCUGGACCACUGGGAUUUGUGACUGUUGUGCAGACUGUGGCACUUGCUGCUGUGCAAUGUGGUGCUUCCCCUGCCUGCAGUGUCAGACGGCCUCCCAGCAUGGCUGGUGUUUCUGCAUGCCUCUGCUGGACCCUUUAGCCUGCCUGGCCGUCUCCUGCUGCCUGCGCCAGUCCAUCCGUGAGAGACAUGGCAUCAAUGGUUCAUGUUGUGAUGACUGUCUCACAGUGUGUUGUUGCUACCCUUGUGUGUGGUGCCAGAUGUCCAGGGAACUGAAGAACCGUGGCCACGCUACCACUGUGGUCACCCAGCAGGUGAUACGUGCCUAGGACAGAGAAAGGUGAAGCCACAAACGGGCACAUCCACAACUUCACAAGUUUCACAUGUUUAUACUCAAUGCACUUCUUUUACCAAAAAAUAAUGGCUUCAAAUUAAUUUUGUUAUAACAGGCAGUAUUGUGACACUUUUUUUUGUCAGUUCUAGAUGCAUUGGGUGCCCUUUGCGCUAAGUUUUAGCGUACUUUAGUUUUUAAAAAAGUUGUAAAAGUUUUUUUGUUCUUGCAUAUCUAGAUGUGCUUUCAACUCAAAUGCUAUGCUGACAGCUAUGCAUCAAUAAAAAGCUAAAUAAAUGUU
Messenger RNA from Alosa alosa (allis shad), 1416 nucleotides. Its product is annotated as cornifelin homolog. Lineage: Eukaryota; Metazoa; Chordata; Actinopteri; Clupeiformes; Clupeidae. The record is from RefSeq and is a predicted model, not a curated record. The transcript has 4 exons. Bases 742 to 1113 code for a protein of 123 amino acids.